CGUGGGCGUGCCACGAGGUGGUUGGUGGCUUUGUCGCUCGCCACCGGAGACUUUUCAAUCGCCCCCCGAAUCGCUUCUCUCGUAGACUGGUUAGUGCCGGCUUCAGUUCCCUGAUCCCCGCUGGAAUCACGAAAGAACCCCACCCCCGCCCCCCCAAAGCUCAACGCAAGUUCUGCUCGAGUUUGUCUUCAAGCGCGAAAAGCCCGGGGCGCCGUUUUAUCGCCCUCCAGCUCCGUGUGGUCUUAAUCACGGAAGCCGGGCCGCUUAGCCCCCCUCUUUAUUUAGCAUCCAAGAAGCCUCCUUCGAAGACCGGACCUCGCACCCACGGAAGGCGGACGACACCAGUAACCUGGGCCCUGAAGCCCGACCUUCGACCACGGCUCCCUCCGAAGCCAGAACUCCGAAACAUUGCACGCGUAAGCAAUCACCCCCCGAAGCGGAAAACAACAACAACACAACAGACGUCCCAGAAGAUCGCCGACGGUCCGACGCUCGAUUCGGAAUUCCAGGAACCCCCCCCCCCGAACUAGGAGGAGCAUGCUGGGCAUGCAGCAGCGAUGACUGCUCGUGCGCUGCUGGCGCUGACGAUUCUCCCGUCCCUGUGGAACCCCCCGGCAAUUGGCGCCACGACCCCGGGAGCUCCACACCCCACCUGGGCCUGGACCGACCCCGCUGUUUGGUCGGGAGCUGUGGCCUCUUGGUUCAAUUCCGUGCCCCAGAAUGGCGUCAUCUACAGCCGUCUCUACUGCGGGGCGCGGGACUGCGUGGACGAGAGAAGCUGCCAAAUUCGUGGCCACAACAUCACAGUCGAGGUCCUGGCGGACAAUGAAAUGCGAACCUCGCCGUCGGAGACCUACCCCAGCUUCCUGCCGGCACCCAGCCUUCUUACCCUGCUCGGCUGCCUGGACCACGACUGCCGCAUUACGUCCGACCUGCCAGGCCUGCGGCGUGAGCUGCACCGCAGGCUCCACGGGCAGCACCUGGCGCGCAGCUCGCUCGAGAGGGCAGCGUGGCGAUUCUCGCUGGCGCGCAGGGACGGCACGAACGUCGGGCCCCGGCUGCUGAUGCUGUUCGGCGGCAGCGGCACAGGGAAGUCGCACGCGGCACGCACCCUCGCUCGGCACCUUUACAGCGACGGCAUGAGCAGCCAGUGCGUGCACGCGGUAGUGCCCAGCCUGCUGCUCUCGGGGACGGAGGAUCGCCACGCGCACCGGGAAAGACUGGAGACUUUGCUGUUGGAGGGGGUGCAAGUCUGCGAACAUUCGCUCUUCAUUGUGGACUCGGUGGAGGAGCUGUCUGUGGGGCUGUUGGACGAUCUGCUGUUGCACAUUCUGGAUACCCCACAGAGCGCCUACAAAAAGGCCUUGUUCAUCUUCAUAAGCAGUAACAUCGGGACAUCGUUGAUUAAUACGCGGACACUGGAGGUGCUGCAGAGUGGAAGGGGCCGAGCGGAGAUAACGAUGGAAGAGCUGCCGGACAAACUAAGGCAGACGAUGCGACAGCACCUCGGUGAGGACGCGAAGAGCGCGCCGCUGCUCCGGCUCGUGACGCCAGUCGUCUUCCUGCCGCUGGAGCCGCGUCACGUGCAGCUGUGCGUGUGCGACGAGUUCCUGGCGCGCGGGCGUCACCCGAGUCCCGACCUCGUGUGGCGCCUCGCCUCCUCGCUCGCCUACUGGCCGCAGGGCGAGGGCCUCCUCGCCGUCGCCGGCUGUAAGCACGUGGCCCAGCGGGCGGCGCUGUUCAUGCACCAAUGACCCCACCCCCCCACUCCCCACCUCGUCGCUGUUACCUCUUCUCCAACAACUUCAUCGACUGAUGUUGCUGCUGUUGCUCGGUCAACCUCUUUGACCGAUCGAGAGCUCGGCGACGGACGAUGUGUGUUCUGCAACUCAGGAUUGGGAUUUUAAACCGGGGCUAAAUGACCCCCAUCGCCGCUACUUCACGUCACUGAUUCUCCGUUCAACCAAAAGCACGCGCUGUGAAGAUGAAAGCAAGUGUAAGCAGCAAUAGGAUUCUUCGAUCGUAACGGUCGCACUGUCGGAGUAGACUCGUCACCACCGGGAACGGCAGCUCAAAAAAAUAAAUCUCUCUCCUGCCACCAUCGCUGUUACUCUGCAGCGCCUUCAUUCAGUCGAGAACUCGGAAGAGCAAACGCGUGUUCUGCAAGUUGGAUGCACGACAUGGGAUUUGAACUUGGGUGAAAUUGCAUGUGCAUUGCAUCGCUACGACACAGUGUCUCCAAUUCUCUGAUGAACCAACACUUUGUGAUGACGAACAACUGGAGCAGAGAAAAUAGUAUUAAUAACACCUGAGGUGUUGGAAUAAAAUUUGCUCUUGACUGAUUAAUUGCUGUGAUCUACCAGUGGCAGAGCUGCAUAGCUCUAAGGAGAAAGUCUUAUUGCUGCCGUUUUGGCUAUGAGCACGAUAACGUUUAAAGGUGCAUCUCUUUCAUUGAGGCUUGAAUGUUUUUAGUAAAUCGCAUUGCUAAAACUUGAAUCAAUUACUGUGAUUACUUGGUGCAUAAGGGUAUCGUAGUUUAUACACUUGCAAUGCAACAAAACGCCUCUGUGGCAAGAUGUGAACUACCUCGCCUGGUUAUACAAAAGGCCGUGGGUUCGAUCCCGACCCUGGCGCCUGUAUAUUUGGAGUUUGCAUGUCUCUCUCUCACUGGUCGCGUAGAUUUUUCUCCUACAUAUAGAAACAUGUGUUUCGAGUAUUUGGCUGCUAUAAAUUUCCACAAGCCAGUUCAUUGAGCUAUCAUUUGUGGCCAGAUCUCUUUUGAAAAAACUUUAUAGCUCAGUGGGCCUUACCUGGUUAAGUUAAAUGUUUAAUAGUUUAGCUUUUAGUUUAAAGGAAAGUUAAUAUACUUGAAUGGAAAGUUGAUGUUUCUGGUUAACUUGAAAGCGAUGGGUAACGAUGAAUUUGAGGAAAUUAUAUCUUUCGCGUACAUUUAUUCAUCGUAGUACCAUAGAAGGAUAAAAACAAAUGAAAUAACAAUCCGUUGCGCCACAAAUUGCUAGAUAAAAUUGCUCAUUUGUUUUGACAGUUCUUGAAAGUCUGUGGGAUAGCCUCUUGGUGAGAAUUGCCAUUGUUUCCUCAGCUGUUCUGCUUACGCUUGCAUGGCCAGAGAGGAAAGUGGUCAGUGGCCCAGAGGUCUGGGUGAGAGCGCCGCUAGGAUUCUGAGUUCGAUUCCAUGAAACCGCCUGUGAUUAAACAGCGGUACUUGAUUCAAAUUAAUUGAUGGUUUCAGGCUGGUCACUCAUGAUUGCACACCGACCACAAUAAAGAUAACACUACGUUUGGA
Molecule: messenger RNA, 3304 nt
Organism: Lethenteron reissneri (Far Eastern brook lamprey)
Lineage: Eukaryota; Metazoa; Chordata; Hyperoartia; Petromyzontiformes; Petromyzontidae
Product: torsin-2A-like
Cellular component (GO): nuclear envelope; endoplasmic reticulum lumen
Molecular function (GO): ATP binding; ATP hydrolysis activity
Source: RefSeq, a predicted model, not a curated record